Anthonomus grandis grandis is the source of this 4682-nucleotide messenger RNA. RefSeq names its product neuralized-like protein 4 (gene Neurl4). Lineage: Eukaryota; Metazoa; Arthropoda; Insecta; Coleoptera; Curculionidae. The transcript has 21 exons. Bases 96 to 4388 code for a protein of 1430 amino acids. The record is from RefSeq and is a predicted model, not a curated record.
UGUGUUAACCAAAAAAUCAAUAAUUUUGUUCCUGUUUUUUGUUCUGACAAUAUUUUCCUAAAAUGUAUUUGUAUAUUUAGUGUUUCCUCCCAAAAAUGGCUUAUUUUCACUACCGUUGCGGAGAGAGGAUCACCUUAAUUAAUGAAAACACCACAGCAAUUCGUAAUGAUAGCGAGUUUGAUCAUGGGCUAGUCAUUACUGCUGAGCCCUUGAUGAAUGAUAUUCUGUUUGAAGUUAUUAUUGAUAGAAAGGUCAAUUCAUGGUCAGGAAGCUUGGAAAUAGGGGUUGUAGAUGUAGACCCCUUAAAUUUUGAUUUCCCUUCCAUGGCGUCAAAAAUUCAAUCUGGAUCUUGGAUAAUGUCAGGAACAUCUAUUUUUAAAAAUGGAAACUGUUUAAUUGAGGGUUAUGGUGUUGACUUGGAAAAACUAAAUCAGCUGGACAGAAUAGGACUGAUUAAAACAUCAGAGGGAGAUUUAAUAUUUUAUAUAAAUGGAGAAUCUCAAGGAGUUGCAGCUGAAGGUCUCCCUGCUACAGUCUAUGCUAUAGUAGACCUGUAUGGCAAAUGUGUUCAAGUCAGUAUUACGAGUCCCACAUUCAGAGAGCAUAAUAAUGACGAUUGCUUGAGUGGCAGUUCAGUAUUAGCUAUAGAAAAUGACGUUUUAAAUGUAACUUUGGGUGGAGAUUUGAGUGAACUGAGUUUGAGUAGCAGUAAUAGUUUAGAUAUUAGGAUGGACAUGAGCGUUAGUGUAAAUGUACCUCAAGAAGAUCCUUCAUCUUCACGUCAAGUGGACAAAUUACGAUUUCAUGACAGGUGUGGUUCUUUAGUAAAAUUAUCGAAUGGGAACAGGACAGCAGAGAGGCGAAGGCCUUUAGAUGAAUUUAACAAUGGCGUUGUUAUGACUCAUAGAGCAUUAAAAGAUUCUGAACUGUUUGAAAUUAGGAUAGAUAGGCUUGUGGAUAAGUGGAGCGGUAGUAUUGAGAUGGGAAUAACAACCCAUAAUCCAAAUACCCUCACCUUCCCCGCAACCAUGACAAACAUGCGUAGUGGUACCAUCAUGAUGUCAGGUUGUGGUAUUUUGACUAACGGUAAAGGUACCAGAAGGGAAUAUGGAGAAUUUAACCUAGACGAGUUAAGUGAAGGAGAUAGGGUGGGAAUGAUGAGGAAGGCAGAUGGAAAUUUGCAUUAUUUCAUCAAUGGGCUGGAUCAAGGAGUUGCUGCUCAAAGGGUUCCGACUACUGUUUGGGGAGUGAUUGAUUUGUACGGAAUGACUAUUAAAGUUUCAAUAGUUGAGAGGGAUGAACGUGAAGAACAAAAUCUAAUGACCCGGAAAAACACUCGAGAUAACCAUAGUGUCAUUCCCGAAGCUCCUCCAGUAUCGGAUUACUAUGAUAGAUUGACCUUUCACCCGAAUUGUGGUACUCACGCCGCCGUCACAAAUAACGGUCGAACAGCUUUCAGACCAAAUGCUUCAGAUGAUUUUAACAAUGGAGUUGUCUUAACGGCUCGUCCCUUAAAAACAGGUGAAUUCUUUGAAAUUAAGCUGGAUAAAGUAGUUACCAAGUGGGCAGGUUCUAUAGAAAUGGGCGUUACAACCCACAGCCCGGUCGAAUUGGAGUUUCCUUUUAGCAUGACUAAUGUGAGAUCAGGUACGUGGAUGAUGACCGGAAGUGGUAUAAUGCACAACGGCACGAUUAUUCACGAGCAAUACGGAGUAAACUUGGACAGACUGCAGGUGGGAGAUCGGGUGGGACUGGUCAGAAAAGAAAAUGGCCAGUUGCAUUUUUUCGUUAAUGGAGUAGAUCAGGGAAGCGCUGCUAAUAAUGUACCCGAAAAAGUUUAUGGAGUUAUUGACUUAUACGGCCAAUGUGUUGCGGUAUCUUUAAUGGACAUGUAUGACCACGCAUCACCUGAUUCCAACAAUGGAAGUUUAUCUAAUGCGACUCUCUAUAGCGAUCUAAGGUUUCAUCACGUCCAUGGUUUGAAUGCUCGCAUAAUAAACAACGGUUUGACUGCCGUAAGACCGAGACCGCUAGCAGAAUUUAAUGGAGCCAUAGUCUUUUCAAAUAGGCCAUUAAAAGAUAUGGAGAUCUUUGAGAUUGUUCUUGACGAAAUUGUUGAUAGGUGGUCAGGGAGUAUUGAAUUAGGUGUAACAGCUGUCAGACCUGAUGAUGUUGAUCUACCCAGCACCGCAACGGAUUUAAGUAAAGAUACUUGGAUGUUAAGCGGGGCUUCAGUUAUGAUAAACGGAAAAACUAUUAAGAAUAACUAUCCUUGUGACUUAGAUACGCUUGGAGCUGGAGUAAGGUUGGGCGUAAUGCGUUCCUCAGAUAAAUCUCUGGAGUUCUUCAAAAACGGAGUAUCACAGGGCACUGCUUGCGUAGUUCCACAUGCGAAUUUGUACGCGGUGGUGGAUUUAUAUGGGCAAUGCGCGCGGGUCAGCAUAUCAUGCGCAACGCCCGUGGCUCCGUUGGCUAGUGUGGGAAUUGAUACUUGUCCAAGAUCAGACACUUCGGCCUCACUUCAAGCCACCAGCGUUCUCCAAGCCAACUCGGAGUUGGACAUGCACCGCUUCUCGGAAUAUCAUAGUAAAGGAGUGUUACUAAGCGAGAACGGCCGGGUCGCUUGCAGAUCCAAGGAGUACACCAGUAGCAUAGUGUAUAGCAGUACUCCUCUCACAAAAGACGAAGUUUUCGAAGUUUCAGUGAUGAGUUUAUUGAAACAUAUGGCCGGCAAUUUAACCGUGGGAGUCACUCCUAGCCCUCCUUGUGCCGGAGGCAAUGGUAUGCCAGUCGAUUGCUGCUAUUUAAGCGGAAACGAAUUACGACACAAAAACCAACUUGUACAAAUCGUAGCACCCAGUUUAAAUUGGCUAAAUACCGGGGACCGGGUUGGGUUACUUUUAACUCAAGACUGUGCCAUAAAGAUAUUUAUUAAUGGAGAAGAACUUUCCGUUCAAAUUCCGGCAAUGGGAGAAACAGUUUGGGCCGUAUUCGAUCUUAAGGGUCAAUGUUGUGAUUUGUCAGUGACAAGUCAUAGAGCGCCGCCAGCGUCUCCAAUGAACAGCACACGUCUUCAAGACAGUUUAGAAAUCAUCUUGGAUCAAGAGACGGCCCCGGUUGAACUAGAAGAAUGUAGUGCGUUGGCUUCUACUGAACUUCCCAUAAGUUCGACCAAUCGCCACUACGAAUUUCACGAUAACCACGGUCGCAACGUAGAACUUCAGCAAGAAAAAACUAUCGCCAAACGAGUUGCUUCAUAUAAUCAAGGAGUAGUGGCGGUAACACCUUCUUUAGAACCCAAUAAGACAGUCCAAGUGGUCAUAGAACAACUGAACACGCGCUGGCAAUCUUCAAUAAUAGUCGGUGUAGUAUGUAGUCCUCUGGAUAGACUUAGUUUUCCGGUUAAUGCCUUGGCACUAAAAGGAACAAGCUGCGUUGUGGCUAACGAUUGGAUAUCAAUAAAUGGAGUAAAAGGUCGAUCAAAUUAUGGUCAAGUGUUAAACACUCUUGUAGAGGGAGACACUAUCGGUGUAACAGUUACAGAUAAUAAAUUGUUUAAGCUUAUUGUUAAUGGGGUAGAGGAAGAAAGUCUUCCCUGGCCUUAUCCAGUAGGACAGCCUGUCUAUGCUGUUUUUGAUUUGUAUGGACAAUGUCAAAAGAUCCGAGUUCUUAACGAGGAUAUAAAAUCAUCAGAUACUACAUCUUUAAAUACAGAGUGUGAAAAAGCCGACUUAGAAUCCUGUGAAAAGGAACUUAGUGAAAAUUUAAGUUUACCUUUGCCAAGUACGAGUCUCGUAACAUCUAGUGUAGCUGUAAACGUUUCUCCGAUACAAAGCCCUUUGGUUUUGUGCAUGUUUAAAGAGGAAUGUGAGAAUUUUAAGAAAAAGCUGUUACUUCCAGAUCAUUAUUUUGCUUCAGAAGAAUCGAUUUGCCACUGCCAAAAUUGCUUUAGGUCUUGGACCAAGCAGUCCGAAGAAAAGGAGGGUAAGGAAGCAAAAGAUAAUUUGCCGUUAGGUUGGGUUGAAUUUCCCUUGAAAAAUCAGGCCAAUAUCGGUACAGAUAAGUGGGAAAUCGCUUUUUACCCGACGAAAAUGGGAGCCGUAAGAUGUAUUUUGGACUCUGGGCAACCUCUGACAAAAGGUCAGGCGCAGUGGUGUAACUUCACAGGUCAAAAAGGAGAUGACGUUCAAGUUGUUUUCUACCCAAAACUUGAAAACGUCUUAUCUUCGCCAUUAACUAUUGGUUACAAUAAAAAAGCUUAUGCCGCAUUUAAACUUUACGUGAAACCAGGAGCUUAUUCAAUUACUAGGGAAACGGAUAUUGUAGAGUGGAGUACCAAAGAAUCUGGCGCUAUUGUACUAAAUUCGCUUUUAUUGCAAGUGAAAUAAGUUGGCUUAUAUCCCUGCAAGUGACUGUAUAUAUAUUAGGUGAGUUUUAAAUAUUUUUUAAAUGUUGAUAUGCCUGAUUUGCUAUUCUUCAGGUAAAGGUUUUUUGUAACUAAUUAGAGGUUACGAAAAUUAUCUCUUAAAUAUCCAUAUAGGGUAAAUCUGUGAUGUAAAAUACUCAUUAAUACUGAGAAAUUUAAGGUAUUAGUCGAUGUUUGCAAUAGCUUUUUUUAUAUUAUACAGCUUAUUUAUUAGCAAUUUUUUUAACAAUAAAUAAAUAAAUCGAUCAUCCAAAUA